Molecule: messenger RNA, 1088 nt
Organism: Cucumis sativus (cucumber)
Lineage: Eukaryota; Viridiplantae; Streptophyta; Magnoliopsida; Cucurbitales; Cucurbitaceae
Product: 60S ribosomal protein L8
Exons: 2
Coding region: 81-863 (260 amino acids)
Biological process (GO): cytoplasmic translation
Cellular component (GO): cytosolic large ribosomal subunit; ribosome
Molecular function (GO): structural constituent of ribosome; RNA binding
Source: RefSeq, a predicted model, not a curated record
AAUCUGUUCGUCUUUCCCCGCCUCCCUUCCCCUUCCCCUUCCCCUUCCCCACUUCCCCAAAACCCUAAUUUCCAUUCUCAAUGGGUCGUGUGAUCAGAGCUCAACGUAAGGGUGCGGGAUCUGUCUUCCGCUCUCACACUCACCACCGGAAGGGCCCGGCCCGUUUCCGGUCACUCGACUUCGGCGAGCGUAAUGGGUACCUGAAAGGUGUGGUCAGUGAAAUCAUUCACGAUCCGGGCAGAGGUGCGCCGUUGGCUCGUGUUACCUUCCGCCAUCCCUUCCGCUACAAACACCAGAAGGAACUUUUCAUCGCCGCUGAGGGUAUGUACACUGGUCAGUUCGUUUACUGUGGGAAAAAGGCUAAUCUUGUUGUUGGUAAUGUGCUCCCCGUUAGAGCCAUUCCUGAAGGAGCUGUGGUUUGUAAUGUGGAGCACCAUGUUGGCGACAGAGGUGUGUUUGCUAGAUGCUCUGGUGAUUAUGCUAUUGUUAUCAGCCACAACCCAGAUAAUGAUACCAGCAGGAUUAAGCUACCAUCUGGAGCCAAGAAGAUUGUACCCAGUGGAUGCCGUGCUAUGAUUGGUCAGGUUGCUGGAGGAGGAAGAACAGAGAAGCCUCUUCUUAAGGCAGGUAAUGCUUACCACAAGUUCCGAGUCAAGCGUAACUGCUGGCCGAAGGUGCGUGGUGUUGCUAUGAAUCCAGUUGAACAUCCCCAUGGUGGUGGUAACCAUCAACAUAUUGGUCACGCCAGUACUGUCCGCCGUGAUGCUCCUCCUGGUCAAAAGGUUGGUCUCAUUGCUGCCAGAAGAACUGGUCGGCUCCGAGGACAGGCUGCUGCUACUGCUGCCAAGGCUGACAAGGCUUAGAGUAAUUCAAUCGGUUCAAGACUUGUUUUCCCUAAUCCUUAGUCCCUUUACAUUAUGUUUGAUUGGAUAUGCAUUUUGUUGAAGACCCUAUUUAGAAGUUUUUGUUUCUGAGUUUUGUUACAAAAAUCCUUUUUUGAACAUAAUAUUCCUCUCCCCCUUGUUUCUUGUUGCUGUGAUGAAUGUGGUGAAUUUGAUAGCAUGAACACCAACGUAAUUUCUCUAAAA